Messenger RNA from Chinchilla lanigera (long-tailed chinchilla), 3789 nucleotides. RefSeq names its product GRAM domain containing 1C (gene Gramd1c). The transcript is spliced from 18 exons. Bases 89 to 2086 code for a protein of 665 amino acids. The record is from RefSeq and is a predicted model, not a curated record. Gene Ontology annotation, cellular component: endoplasmic reticulum-plasma membrane contact site; endoplasmic reticulum membrane; plasma membrane. Gene Ontology annotation, molecular function: sterol binding; sterol transfer activity. Lineage: Eukaryota; Metazoa; Chordata; Mammalia; Rodentia; Chinchillidae. Gene Ontology annotation, biological process: intracellular sterol transport.
GGAACUCGGAGGCCGAGGCGCGCCGGUCGCCUCUGCCCGCGCUCGGGUGGGGCUGGGGUCGCGGCGGCGCGUGCGCAGUGGGGCCGCGAUGGAGGGCGCUCGGGCAGGCCGCCAGGUAAUAAAGGAAGGAGAUCCAAACCUUGCCUCUGAGUUACAGGAAGAGACAGAGGAAAAUCCUAGGCCAGCUGUGGAUGAGAAUAACAUAGUGUCAGCUAAAAAACAGGGACCGCAUUUACAGAACUGGAGUGGUGACUGGAGCUUUCGGAUUUCAAGUUCCACCUAUAAAGACAAGAAUGAAGAAUACAAAAGACAGUUCACACAUCUGCCUGAUACAGAGAAGCUGAUAGCAGAUUAUGCCUGUGCUCUACAGAGGGACAUUUUGGUUCAGGGACGACUAUACCUUUCAGAAAAUUGGCUGUGUUUCUAUAGCAACAUCUUCAGAUGGGAAACUACAAUUUCUAUUGCUUUAAAGGAUAUAACCUUUAUGACUAAGGAGAAGACUGCUCGGCUCAUCCCAAAUGCCAUCCAGAUUGUUACAGAUGGGGAAAAGUUUUUCUUUACAUCUUUUGGUGCCAGGGAUAGAAGUUACCUCAGUAUAUUUAGGUUGUGGCAGAACGUAUUAUUGGAUAAGAGUCUGACCAGACAGGAAUUCUGGCACCUGCUCCAGCAGAACUAUGGCACUGAGCUAGGUUUAAAUGCAGAGGAGAUGGCUAACUUGUCACCGUCAUUUGAAGAUAAUGCACAGCCAAGAAGUCCAGGAAGAAGCAGUGUGGAUGACUCUGGGGAAGGAGAUGAAAAAUCAUCCAAGUCCAUCAGUUCUACACGUGAAUCAAUCAGUCGAGUUUCGGAAACAGAAUCGUUGGAUGGAAAUUCAUCAAAAGGAGGACUAGGUAAGGAAGCACCCCACAGGGAGAAGCAGAUCAGAAAGAGCCCUUUAUUAACUUCAGAAAAGAGACUGAGUAGAGGGCCGUCAAGAUCCCUGGACCUGAAUAAAAAUGAGUAUCUUUCUCUGGACAAAAGCAGCACUUCGGAUUCAGUUGAUGAAGAAAAUAUUCCUGAGAAGGAUCUUCAGGGAAGACUUUAUAUCAACCGUGUUUUUCAUAUCAGCGCUGAGAAAAUGUUUGAACUGCUCUUCACUAGUUCACGCUUUAUGCAGAGAUUUACCAGUUCUAGAAAUAUAAUAGAUGUAGUAUCUACUCCUUGGACUAUAGAAGCUGGAGGUGAUCAACUGAGAACCAUGACCUACACUAUAGUCCUUAAUAAUCCCCUUACUGGAAAAUGUACUGCUGCUACCGAAAAGCAGACACUGUAUAAAGAAAGUCGGGAAGCACAAUUUUAUUUAGUAGAUUCAGAAGUUCUGACCCAUGAUGUCCCUUAUCAUGACUACUUCUAUACCCUGAACAGAUACUGUAUCAUUCGAUCUUCAAAACAGAAAUGCAGGCUAAGAGUGUCCACAGAUUUAAAAUACAAAAAACAACCAUGGGGCCUGAUCAAAUCUUUAAUUGAGAAGAAUUCUUGGAGUUCACUGGAGCACUAUUUCAGACAGCUUGAAUCAGAGUUGUUAAUAGAAGAAUCUGUAUUAAAUCAGUCCAUUGAAGAUGCUGGAAAACUUAGUGGCUUACGAAGGAGAAGGCGAGCAUUCAACCGAACGGCCGAAACGGUUCCGAAGCUGACGUCCCAGCGUUCCUCUAGAGAUACAAGCUUAGAGACCAAAGGAGAUACUCCAGGAAAGAAAAAGGACAUGGAAAGCUUUAACAUUGCUCUCAUUGUGAUAAUGAGUGUUUUUUUGAUGUUGCUAGUUGUGUUGAAUGUGACACUGUUUCUGAAGCUCUCAAAGAUUGAAUAUGCUGCUCAGUCCUUUUAUCGUCUCCACCUCCAAGAAGAGAAAUCGUUAAAUUUAGCCUCCCAUAUGGUCUCAGGAGCAGAAACUAGUCAGAAGGACAAAGAUCAGGCCCAUCGUCUAAAAGGAGUGCUCCGAGAGUCUAUAGUGAUGCUCGAACAGCUGAAGAGCUCACUUGUUAUGCUUCAGAAAACCUUUGAUCUACUAAAUAAGAAUAAGACCACCAUGGUUGUUGGAAGCUUUUGAUUUUAUGGACUAAAGCUACAUCUGGAAGACAACCCGAAGAUGAAGGAUUUUAAUUGUUGUAGGAAUAUCUCAUUUUCUUACUGAAAUUUUUAAUAUGAACAUUCUUACUAAUAACAUUUAUUUGAUAAUUAUUCUCUGAUGGCCUUCAGACUUGGUUUUCACUUCCUAUAUAUAUUUUCAGGCUAUGCGUUUCUCUUGCGACUGUGAAACAUAUUCUGGAAUUGGAAUUCUGUUAUACAAAAAGAAAGCAAGACACACUGAAUUGAGUGGUACAGAUUCUUUUCUACAGGCAUUUGAAGUUUGAUCCUUUUAAUUUGUGUGUUAGCAGACUCAGUAUGUGUCCAGCAAACUGCUUUCACAGUUGUGUUUAUGAGACUACAGCACGUGUAAAAAGAAAAGUGCUGUCACUACUAAUUUGAAGAGUUUUUAGGCAUAUCCAACAUUUCUAAGUUUUAUCCUGUAAAUGUUACAACGUCUUCAUUAUUUCCUAUGUAAAUUCAAUAGUCAUAUGUUUUGAAUAUGCGUGUUAUUAUGUGAAAAGUUCCUUCGUCAUAUUGUAUCUUGAUGAAAAAGUUAAUUUUUUAUUCAAAUAUCAGAGGCGAGAUCAUCUUGCUUAUUUAUAUACAUCAUUUGGCAGAAGAGUCCAUUUAGGAAAAGGAAACAUGAAGGAUUCCAAGUCUCAAAAUGGAGAAUCAUCAUCUGAGUUUUAAAAACCAGAAGGUCAGGUUAAAAUCUGGACAUUUAGUAACAGAUCAAAUGCCUGCUUGAACUAAGCGUGUAUUCAGCUCAGCAGUCUUUCAUGGUGGGAGCGACCCAUCUGGUUGAAAAUAAUUUCAUGUUAGUUUUUAGUAGCCACGUAUGGUGGCUUCAUGCUUUAUGUAUGUGUGGCUUUUUUUAGCUGGUAAAUUAUAAGUCAGACACAAACUUUAGCUCUUUGACCGAUGUGUGUCCCAAUACAAAUGCACUGACUGAAGUGAGACACAAAUUGGGGCUCUUUCAUGAAAAGUUCUUAGGCAUUUAUGUCUCAUGAAAGUGGUUCAUGAAAAUUAGGACUUUAAGAACUGACCUGAAAUUCGAUUUUCUUUUAGGAGUUAGGAAAACUUCAGGAAGAGUUUACUAUUUUGUCCUUUUGAGGUCUUUCUCUGGAAUCUAUAAAUCUACAUAUGGUCUAUAUAUUGUUACUAUUUGACUAUUACCUAUAAAUAUUUUCUUUUACCAGAUCACCAAAGCCACAUGGCUUUGCUACAAAAGUCAUUUUUGAGAUGCCUGUAGAGAAUGAAAGUAUUGACCUAAUUAGAGGGAAAAUUGGUUUUCCUUGUUGAAUCCCAACCAACCCUGGGGGUACCAGUCUACCAGUGGUUUUCUGGGUAAUAAUUUAUGAGUGACUGUAAGCAAGAGCGACUGAAUUAUAAACUUGAAACUUUCUCUGUUAAAUUUACAAAAAUCAUUGACAAACUGAAUAUUUUUAUGGUUUCUUUAAAACAUGUACUUAUACCUCCAGGACUACCAAAGUUGUUUUAUAAAUUAAGAUUAUGUAUGGAGACGUCAAUUAAUAAAAUUUGAACUUAUGUGUAAAUUGGAUGCCAAUAAAACACAAAAUGAGUUGUAAUUUCUUCUUCUGGUUAAGAUAAAAUAAACUAGACCAUGUACAUGGGUCUGCACUCUUUAAAAUUUGUACAAAAAUAAAACCCAAAAAAGACUCA